AGAUGAUCUCACUUCUAAUAUUCACGUGGGCUCAACUCAUGAACAACUCUUAUGCGAUCUAAAUAUCUCCUUGCAAAGCUGCGAGGCCGUUAUCUCGGUACUCAAUGAACGCAUUACUGUGUUAAAAAGAAACGAAUCCAAUUGCCUUACAAAAGGGAGCAAAGUCGGCCUACUCUGGGGAGAAUCCAUGAUAAACGAUUACCUCAGUCUCUUGGGUAAUCAGAUCAAUGCACUCAAUCUUCUCUUGACCGCUCUACAUUGUCGCUCAACCUUUGAUCAGAAUAACCUCCUACAAGAGGAUAAAUCCCGCGAGAUAUUCUGUAAAGUUAAAGAUGACACAUCAUCUCUCGUUUGCUUAACGGAUUCGGAGUCUAACGGGACUCGACGCAGCGACGGGCCCCAAGAUCUUACUCUCCUUAAUAAUACAUUCGCUUUUGACGGCGAUCUCUUCUCGUCGAAGGCGUAUCGGAGGCCAGUAGUACGUGCGAUCCGGACAGAAGCCAGCGUGACCAAGGACCUUAGGCACAGUCAAGUGACGUUGGACAACUGCCUCAGUGUCUCUCCCCCAGUGUCCAGCACUAAAGUAAUACGCGAGGAAGAAAAGGUCCUGAAGGGCGAAUCAUUCAAACCGCUGGUGAGAACGGCACGGGCUUCUUACUCACAACACGGCAGUUCAGACAUCGAAGUAAUACAAGAGUUUCCAGCGUCAUGGAGAACCACGACUGGAGGGGGCUGCACAAGUAAGAAAAUCCCAUCAACAGGUAACGAUUUAAGACUUAUCUGUCAAUUGGCACUCAACGGCACCCUAACUCCUACGUCCAUCUAUUCCCUCCAGCACGUAAAGAGGGAGAUCGUGGACCCGCCACUAUUCGGUGAUCCACUUUCGUUCAGACCACCGGGCGCAAGAGUACACCCCCCCAAGAAAAUGAGAGUAAAUUUACUUGGAACUUCAAGAUGCGGGAAAAGCACUUUGCUUAGAUGCCUUCUUGCAAAAUUUCGGCCUUACGACGAGGAAGUACUUUACUUAUAUCGACCAAUCAUUCGAGCGCACACUACCAAUUGCAUCCAAGGUACGGUCAGUUAGAUAUGCAAUGGGACCAAUGGAAAACACAAUGGAACAAUCAAGAUAUACGUACAUUGUAUAGGCUGAAGACAAUUAACGACGAAGCGGCCCCCCAAGAAGCAGACUAUUUUCUCGGCUCUUUCGAUCGCAUGUUCCAACAAGAUUACAUCCCAACAAUGGAAGAUAU
Hypoxylon trugodes is the source of this 1250-nucleotide messenger RNA. RefSeq lists its product as uncharacterized. The coding region runs from base 188 to 1084 and encodes 298 amino acids. The transcript has 3 exons. The record is from RefSeq and is a predicted model, not a curated record. Lineage: Eukaryota; Fungi; Ascomycota; Sordariomycetes; Xylariales; Hypoxylaceae.